ACUGCGCCAGUGUAAAUAUCACAUCAACCUACCAAACCAAAUAAAAACCAAAAAUGAACGCCAUCAUGAAAAUCACAUUAGCCGCCGUUGCAGUUUUCGCGUCCGCCAUGAUGACCGCUUCUGCCAAACCAACUGAACUCGUGCCCGCCGCCGCCAUCGCUCCAGUGGCCGUUGCUACGCCAUACGCUAGCUCGUUCACGUCACACAGCGUGGCCCACAGCGUAGCCACCCCGGUCGUACCGGCCGCUCCGUACGUGGCCGCCGCUCCAUACGCCGCGGCACCAUACGUCGCCGCGGCUCCUUACGUGGCCUCUCCUUACGCCGCGUCGCCAUACGGGGCCUCUCCUUACGGUUACUACCCGUACGCCGCUCCAGCUUACCAGCUUACCCCUAUAGCCUAUAUAUAUAAGUUAUAUAAAAUUAAAACAUGACACUUUUCUUCUGGG
Molecule: messenger RNA, 446 nt
Organism: Metopolophium dirhodum (rose-grain aphid)
Lineage: Eukaryota; Metazoa; Arthropoda; Insecta; Hemiptera; Aphididae
Product: cuticle protein 16.5-like
Exons: 3
Coding region: 54-431 (125 amino acids)
Source: RefSeq, a predicted model, not a curated record